CCUGCGCAUCUGAUACUGACUCAAACGAGGUACUUCCCGUACUCUCGCCAAUCCAAGAAGAAGAGCCACCGUGGCGCAAUCACUGCCCGCAUGUUGGCCAACCUCCUCUCGGUUGCUGGAGUGGACCAUGUGAUCACCCUGGAUCUACAUGUGAGUCUUCAAUGGCCGUUGGGGACCAUCUACCAUACCGCCUUCGUCUGGAGUUCUUACCAAGGUGUGAUGAAUCUAGGCAUCGCAAAUGCAAGGUUUCUUCGGCAAGCCCGUGGACAACCUGUUCGCCGAACCCUUCAUCGCUCGAUGGAUUCGCAUGAACGUCCCUAGCUGGAGAGAAGCGGUGGUUGUGAGCAAGAAUGCCGGUGGCACCAAGCGUGUCACCUCGCUUGCCGAUACCCUGAAGCUCAACUUCGGUAUCGUCACGACCGAUAGACGGCGUCCCAAGGUCCCAAUGUCGAUGACGGACAGCACCGUCUUCUUUGACUCGAUUGAGGAAGAGAGCACGACCUCAUCAAAAGAUCAAGAUCCUUUCGCUCUGCACAUCCACAGCGCAGCUAGUGACAAUGGUCAGGCUGACGAGCCGCGUGAGGAGUCCAGCAUUAACAUGGAAUCGCUCGUCGCGGCCAACCUGUUGCGCCCCGAGACCCCGACCGGCGCUCGCCGUCCGUCGGAGUUGGAAGCGGCACACGAGUAUACCGAUGUUCGUGUCCAGGACGUCAUCACCGGCCGACUGGUUCAGGGUCACCUGGUGGAUGAUGACUAUCCUUCUACCGGUCCCACUUCUGUACCUGCUUCGGGCGAAACAACCCCAGGUCAGAAUGCGAGCGGCGAACCUUCGGAGGCGGUUCCCGAGUCGAUGAUUAACUCUCUCAUCUCGACCACCCCUUCCCUUCCCGGCGACCACGCGCUAGGCGGCUCAUUCGAUGCUGCCGAGUCCUCCGACGAGGAGGGUAGCGUGGGGCGUCACGCUGAGCAAGAGAAGACCAUCACUCUUGUCGGUGACGUGCGCAACCGGACCGUCUUCAUCGUCGAUGACAUGAUCGACAAGAGCGGAUCCUGGGUCGCUGCUGCUGAGACUGUCGUGAAGAAGGGUGGUGCGAAGAAGGUCUACUGCAUUGCAACUCACGGUCUCUUUGGGGAUGAAUCCCUGGAGCAGAUGGAGGCAUGCGAGGCCAUCGACCACAUUGUCGUUACGAACACAUUCCCCAUCGCUCCCCAAGUCGCGAAGAAGUCGAAGAAGUUGAUUGUCAUUGACAUCUCAAGCCUCUUGGCCGAGAGCAUUAGACGCCAUCACUAUGGCGAAAGGUUAGUUCCUAUCAUUCCACAGUCUCAAUUUUAAAGUAUUUGCUAACGGCUGCCAUAGCGUUUCGGCUUUGUUUCAUCUAAAUGAUUAGACCUCCCGACUAUUGAGUCCCAUUUUCAAU
This is a messenger RNA of Aspergillus brunneoviolaceus CBS 621.78, 1418 nucleotides long. Its product is annotated as ribose phosphate diphosphokinase subunit PRS1. The coding region runs from base 239 to 1333 and encodes 364 amino acids. Gene Ontology annotation, cellular component: cytoplasm; ribose phosphate diphosphokinase complex. The transcript has a single exon. NCBI's taxonomy places the organism in Eukaryota, Fungi, Ascomycota, Eurotiomycetes, Eurotiales, Aspergillaceae. The record is from RefSeq and is a predicted model, not a curated record. Gene Ontology annotation, molecular function: magnesium ion binding; ribose phosphate diphosphokinase activity. Gene Ontology annotation, biological process: 5-phosphoribose 1-diphosphate biosynthetic process; purine nucleotide biosynthetic process.